AUGUGGAGCGCCCCUAUGCAAACUGUCUCAAAUGGAUUCGGUGGGAAGCCAAAAGAGUUCUGCUUUGGAGCCAAGCUGGUCGUGAACCAAGGUUCUUCCUGGGGCGGGCCAAGCCCGCCGCUGUGGUGGAGCUGUGCAGAGCCAGGGUCCGGGCAAGCCGGGGUCUGUCCUGGACGGGCCGGAGGUCACCGCCCUGGCGGAGAGGCAGAGGCGGGAGCAGAGCGCGAUGGGGCUGAGGGAUGUGCGAGAAUGGUCCUGGAGGGCUGGCCAAAGCAGCGGGCGCGGCUCGACGUGCUGCCUCCGUGCCGGACGCGGAGCAAGGAAGUGUAA
Messenger RNA from Rangifer tarandus platyrhynchus (Svalbard reindeer), 330 nucleotides. Lineage: Eukaryota; Metazoa; Chordata; Mammalia; Artiodactyla; Cervidae. The record is from the annotation of a GenBank genome assembly.